AUGGAGAAAAAUGGAAGCUUGUUUUAUUAUCGUGGGCUAUUGUGGAUGGUAUACAUCGCUGUGGUUGUGCGUACUUGCAAUGGCGACCUGAGCUAUUCUGUACCGGAGGAGAUGAAGAAAGGGACCGUGUUUGGCAAUGUAGCAAAGGACCUUGGUCUCACUACGAAAGGGCUGUCGGAUCGCAAAGCUCGGAUUGAUAUGGAAGGACAUGAAAAACGUUUCUGUGAUCUUGUUGGAGGACAACUGGCCACUGCAGAGAGAAUAGACCGCGAGGAGCUAUGCGGAUCAAAGCCGUCGUGCGCGUUAAAUUACGAAUUGGUUUUGGAGAACCCUUUGGAAUUACAUCGCAUUACCCUUCAGAUAGAGGAUAUAAAUGACAAUGCUCCCCGGUUUCCUAAAAAUGAAAUAAAACUGGAAAUCAGAGAAUCCGCCGUUAAAGGAGCGCGCUUUCCAUUGAAUGAGGCGCACGAUUCGGAUGUGGGGAGAAAUGGCAUUCAAACCUAUUCUUUGGAGAAGAACGAUUAUUUUACUUUGUCUGUGAAUUCCAAUUCGGAUGGAAGAAAAUACAGUGAACUUGUGUUAGACAAAGAGCUCGACCGUGAACAGGAGCAGGAGGUAACAUUAAUAUUGACUGCAAGUGACGGGGGCACUCCUGCGAAAUCUGGCACCGCAGUCAUACGCGUUACUGUUCUCGACGCCAACGAUAAUCUUCCCGUUUUCAGUCAGCCUGUUUAUGAAGUCAGUCUGCCUGAAAAUUCUCCUUUGGGUACCGUUGCUGUGGUCGUCACAGCUACAGACGCAGAUGAAGGCGCCAAUGGAGAGGUCACCUAUGAAUUUAGUCACAUAUCAGAUAAAGCAGCUCGCCUAUUUUCCAUAGAUGAAACAACUGGGGAGAUCAAAGUGAUUGGGCAGAUAGAUUACGAGGAUAAACAGGAGUAUGAACUAAGGGUUCUAGCAAAAGAUGGGGCAGGCUUGGCGUCAAACACUAAAGUUGAAAUUGCGAUCACAGAUGUUAAUGAUAAUGCGCCUGUUAUCUUCAUUAAGUCACUUAAUGUACCAAUUCCUGAGAAUGUAGCUCCGGGAACAGAGGUGGGCAUUGUUAAUGUUCAAGAUAAAGAUACUGGGGGAAAUAAAAAUAUCCGUUGCUCUAUUCAGCAGAAUGUUCCUUUCAAGCUGAAUCCCUCUAUUAAGAAUUAUUAUACUCUCCUAACUACAGGUGAACUAGACCGUGAGCUUCUAGCUGAAUAUAAUGUUACAAUAACAGCUACUGAUGAAGGCUCACCACCAUUGUCUUCAUCUAAAACUAUACAUCUUUAUCUGUCUGAUGUGAAUGAUAAUCCCCCUGUGUUUGAGGAGCAGUCGUACAGUGCAUAUGUGUCUGAGAAUAACAAGCCUGGCUCCUCUGUGUGUUCUGUUAGUGCCAGAGACCCAGACUGGAGACAGAAUGGCACAGUCUUCUACUCUCUGUUGCCCAGUGAGGUCAAUGGUGUUGCACUCUCCUCAUAUUUAUCCAUUAAUGGAGACACAGGGGUGAUCCAUGCUGUGAGGGCCUUUGACUAUGAGCAGUUCAGAAGCUUCAAAGUUCAGGUUGUAGCCAGAGACAAUGGUUCUCCUCCACUCAGCAGCAACGUGACUGUGAGUGUGUUCAUAACAGAUGAGAAUGAUAACUCUCCUCAGAUAUUAUACCCUACUCCAGAAGGAAACUCCUUCAUGACUGAGAUGGUUCCUAAAGCUGCUCUUUCUGGCUCGCUGCUGUCCAAAGUCAUUGCUGUUGAUGCUGACUCUGGACAGAACGCAUGGCUGUCAUAUCAGAUCGUCAAGUCGACUGAUCCGGGACUUUUCACUAUUGGUGUCCACAGUGGAGAGAUCAGGGCUCAGAGGGACAUUUCUGAAUCUGACAGCAUGAAGCAGAACCUUGUGAUCUCAGUGAAAGAUAACGGACAGCCCUCUCUCUCUACAACCUGUGCCGUAUACUUAGUCAUCUCAGAUAACUUGGCUGAAGUUCCUGAACUCAAAGACAUGUCUUAUGAGGAGAACAACUCUAAACUCACAUCUUAUCUGAUCAUUGCUCUGGUGUCUGUGUCCACAUUUUUCCUGACUUUCCUCAUUCUUAUCAUUGCUGUGAGGUUGUGUCACAGGAGGAAGCCCAGACUGUUGUUUGAUGGAGCAGUAGCCAUUCCCAGUGCAUAUUUACCUCCCAACUAUGCAGAUGUUGAUGGAACUGGAACUCUCCGUAGCACUUACAACUAUGAUGCCUACAUGACAACAGGCUCCCGCACAAGUGACUUCAAGUUUGUCACCUCUUACAAUGACAACACUCUGCCUUCUGCUACCACUCUGAAGAGGAGCCCAGGUGACAACAGUGAAUGCCUCAACUUCACUUCUCUCGACUUCACUGACAGCGCAUCCAAGUGCUCCACUCUGGUGGUAGAGGAGCUGUUCAGCAACGUUGCCGGUCUGAGCCCCUCUCUGCCAGACCCCUAUUGA
This is a messenger RNA of Engraulis encrasicolus (European anchovy), 2487 nucleotides long. Its product is annotated as protocadherin beta-15-like. The record is from RefSeq and is a predicted model, not a curated record. Gene Ontology annotation, cellular component: plasma membrane. The coding region runs from base 1 to 2487 and encodes 828 amino acids. Gene Ontology annotation, molecular function: calcium ion binding. NCBI's taxonomy places the organism in Eukaryota, Metazoa, Chordata, Actinopteri, Clupeiformes, Engraulidae. Gene Ontology annotation, biological process: homophilic cell-cell adhesion. The transcript has 2 exons.